This is a messenger RNA of Apus apus (common swift), 8081 nucleotides long. It is a transcript of the gene RIF1, whose product is annotated as replication timing regulatory factor 1. The transcript has 35 exons. Gene Ontology annotation, cellular component: nucleus. NCBI's taxonomy places the organism in Eukaryota, Metazoa, Chordata, Aves, Apodiformes, Apodidae. The record is from RefSeq and is a predicted model, not a curated record. Gene Ontology annotation, biological process: telomere maintenance. Bases 1 to 6942 code for a protein of 2313 amino acids.
AUGAGCGCCCCCGGCGCCGGCUGCCGGCUGCAGCCGCUGCUCCGCACCCUGCAGGACCCCGCCGCGCCGCCGGGGGACCUCACCGACGCGCACCUCGCCAUCGUCGGUCGCUUGACGGGUGAGGAAGGCAAAGAAUUCACUGCAGACCUCAGGAAAAACUUCCCUCAGCUUUGGAAAGUGUUUAAGACACACAUUUCUAGUCAAAACUCAGAGCUAAAUAAUGCAGCAUUACAGGCGUUAGGAUUCUGUGUUUUUAAUUCAAAGAUGACAUCAGAUUUAUCUGCAACUGAAAUGCAAGACUUGCUCUCCGAGGUGGUCGGUGUUGCUGUAAAAACUUCAGACAAAAACACUCGGACUCGGGCACUGUGGGUGAUCUCUAAGCAGGCCUUACCUUCUGAAGUUGUUCAAAAGGAGGUUCCCAGUAUAAUUUCUGCCCUGGAAGCAAUACUUACUAAAGGAGAUGUGCAGUCCUUGGUGGUUGAAUAUGAAGCACUAAAUGUCAUCAUACGCUUAAUGGAGCAGACUCCAGCCCAGAUGGGAGAAGAGGCAGUGAGGUGGGCAAAGCUGAUCAUUCCUCUGGUUGUGCACUCAGCUCCUAAGGUGCAGCUACGAGGUGCUGCUGCUCUGGAGAUGGGGAUGCCACUGCUUCUCCAGAAGCAGCAGGAGGUGGCAGCUGUCACUGAGCACCUAAUGACCACAAAACUGAUUUCAGAGCUUCAGAAAUUGUUUUCUACAAAAAAUGAGACUUACGUGUUAAAACUGUGGCCGCUCUUUGUCAAACUGCUUGGAAAGACCCUGCAUCGCAGUGGCAGUUUUAUCAACUCCUUGCUGCAACUGGAGGAACUGGGAUUUCGUAGUGGCUCACCAGUGGUAAAGAAAAUAGCCUUCAUUGCAUGGAAGAGUCUAAUAGAUAAUUUUGCUCUAAAUCCAGAUAUUUUGUGCAGUGCAAAAAGGCUGAAGCUGCUGAUGCAGCCACUGAGCUCCAUCCAUGUGAGGACAGAGGCUUUGGCACUGACAAAGCUGGAGGUCUGGUGGUAUUUGCUCAUGAGGCUGGGACCUCAGCUGCCUGCCAACUUUGAACAGGUCUGUGUGCCACUAAUCCACAGUACUUUAAGCCUGGAUUCUUCUGCUGCACUGCAAGGAACUCCCUCCCGGGUCCCAGCCAACCAAAGUUUAGCCCCAGCAACCCCUACACAGAAAUCAGGUACUUACCCGUUUACAAGCCCCGUCACUCCAAGAAUAAGCUUGAACGCCAGCCCUGGAGGAAUGGUGCUGUUUCCUUCCAUUCAGCUUUUGGGAAUUGAAAUGCUGCUUCACUUCUUGAUGGGACCAAAAGUUGUAGAUUUUGCCCAGCAAAACAAACUUGUACUUAAUUUAGAGCCUCUCCAGUACCCAUUGAUCAGUAGCCCUUCUUUUUUUUGUAAGCAUGCCAGCACUCUGAUAAAUGCAGUUCAGGAUGGCUUCAUUGCAACUGGAAAAGAAGUUCCUGAUUGUAUGCUGAACGUUAUAUGGAAGGACAUAAAUGGAUAUGUGAAAACAGCUCUUGAACCAGGAAAUAAGAAGGAGAAGCAAGGGUCAGAAAUACUCACUCUGUUGCUCCAGGCCUUAAAAAACAUUGUUAUAUCAAAUUCUCUUCCUGUGCAGAAAAUACUGUCCCUCAUUGAUAUUACUGUUAAAGAACUGCCUCCAAAAGUGUUGGGUUCACCAGCUUACCAGGUUGCUGAUAUGGAUCUUUUAAAUGGAACACCUGCUUUGUUUUUAAUUCAGCUGCCUUUCCAUAACAACCUCUUGGGAAGCUGUGUAACAGAGGAGAGAUUCUUUGUAAUUCUAGAAACUCUGGUGGGCUAUGUUUUGUCUGGGCCUACGUCUCCAUUGGCUUUCAGUGAAUCUGUGAUCUGCAUCAUCAAUCAGAGUGCAAAUCAGGUGGAAAAUAAGGAGCAUCUUUGGAGAAUGUGGAGUAUUGUUGUGAGUCCUCUAACCGAAUGGAUUAAUCGGACUAACGAGGUCAAUCAGGGUGAUGCCCUGGAGCACAACUUCAGCGCUGUCUAUAGCGCUCUGCUCCUUCCUGUCUCACACAUCUUCACUGCUCAGGAGUUCCCACAGGCAACCAUGAAGUCCCUGUUGCGCACCUGGUCGGAGCUGUACAGAGCGUUCGCUCGCUGCGCUGCUCUAGUGGCAACAGCAGAAGAAAACCUGUGCUGUGAAGAGCUCUCUGCCAAAAUCAUAUCUGGGCUAGAAGGUGAAACUCCAGUAAUGUUGACGAUGCUGGAUGGGCUCACCCAUAUCUUAUCAGUUAUGGUUGACUGCAUCAACUUUGCACCAUAUGGCACCAAAUAUCAGCCAAAAGCCAGAUCUCCACAGACACCUACAGAUUGGUCUAAGAAGAAAAAGGAACCCCUUGGAAAGCUUGCCUCUCUGUUUAAACUCCUGGUGAUGUUACUAAACUCUUUCCAUGUGUUCAGUUCCAAAGAAAUCUGUUCAGAAACAUUGGUCUCUGUUGGUCCUUCAAUUCUUGCUAUUCUUCACAACAUCAUCAGCCACGUUUCAUUGCCUUCAGUGAUUGGGACUAUGUUUGCAAUUUUUUCAAAACCCCUGGCAGUGUUUUAUGAAAAAACAAAGCUUGCUGAUGUAUCUCCAGUGUACAGUAACCUCAGCAACAAGCUGGAGAAGCUGCUGGCUGAGGUGGUCCUGUGCAUCCAGUCUCACUGCACUGGCUCCUACGACAGCGAGCUGCUGGAGCAGCUUUCUCCCUUGCUCUGUGCAGUCUUUCAGCACAAGAGCAAGCAGAUCCGCAGCCAGUGCGCCCUCUUCUGGAAUGCGACGUUUGCCAAGGCUGCAUCCUUAACCUACCCUGAGGAGCUGAAAGCCGUGCUAAGCCAAGCCAAAAAGAAGACCCCACUCCUGCUGCCUGGGUUUGAAAGCAUCGAGGUGGCUGAGGAAAGCAGUGCGCCCUUCUCGGAUCCAAUGGAAAACUCCCAGUUGGAUGCAAAGAUAAGUGGAAUGGAAGUACAGCUGGGCCAGAAGCGAGACUCUUUGUUGGCACAGAUGAGUGAAGCAAAAGAUGAAGGAAAAGGCAAGGCCAGUAAUGUGCAAGCAACAUCUGCAAAGCUGAAACUGGAAUUUACAUCUUUGAAGCCUAACAGUGAGAUACUUCUGGAAGAGGAGAAAUCUGUUGAAUUUGUGGUUAUUCCUCCACAAGCAAAACCAAGAAUAUUGACAGAACAUCAAAAAGAAGUGCUCAGGUCAAAGAGAGUUGGGAUUCCUGUGAUGUACAACAACUUGGACUCCUCACAAGACACCACCUUAUUUUCACAAAGCCAGGAGGAUUCUUUGGAUAAUCCAUCUGUAGCAGAACAUGCAGAAGAAGAUGCUAACAACAAGCCUCAGGAAAAAAAUGUAAGGAGUGAAGGAUGCAGGGGCAGGUGGAGUGAGCCCCCAGAAGCCUGCAGACCAGAGGAUGCUCCUGAGGAGGCUGCGGGUGGGACAGCGGCACCGAGCACUGCCGUGGAGGAGAGCCCAGCCUCACGCAGCCAGGGGGAGGCAGAACAGGACACAGCAGAGAUGGUGGUGGAGGAGCCAGCAGUGGGACAGGGGCUAGAAGAAUGUUCUAUGGAAGCAGCCUCAAAGGAGCCUUUGGCAGGGAAGGAAAACACUUCCAAUGUCAGCAGCAGCUCCAGCUCCAGCGACGUGGUGUCGGGGACGCCGCAGCCGGCGAGCCGCCGGCAGUCCUUCAUUACUCUGGAGAAGUUUGGCAGCUCAGAGAACAGACCUUUCAGCCCCUCGGUGUUAAACAGUCUGUCAGAGGUGUCUGGAAGUGCUUCUGGAGCUGGUAAACAGGAAAAUGGAAACAAGACAAGUGCUAAAGCAGAGAAACCUGGAGAAGAGAAUUCGAAGGCAGAGGCUGAGCAGCUGCUCCCGGCAGCCCGCAGGCUGACUCGCAGGCAGAGCAGGCUGGAGCUCCAAAGGAAAAUGCUGUCCAGUUUGUCAGCUGGGUCAGAACAAGAAUCUUUUGCUUCCAGCAGCAUGGAAAACAGUCAUGAACUAUGUUCUGCAGUAGAAGACAUGGAGCAUAUUCUCCUUGCCCAGUCCCAAGCUCUCCAUUCUACAGAAAUAGACAUUAAAAAAGCUGAAGACACGAUAGCAGAAAUAGAGAGGAUCCGGGCACUGGACAUGGAUUCUAAGGAAAAUACACCCCCAGAGACAGCAGUGUCCUCUGAGCAGGUGAUGGGUGAGGACAAUCAGAUCCUGCAUGUGACGCCUAAUCAGAAAGUGCCAAGACGUUCUUCAAGACGACGGGCAGAAUCUCUAGAAGGUACAGCAGGAGGUCCUGACAAGGAGGACGGCCACCAAAAGAGAGACAAACUCAAAGAGGAGGACAAAUCAGAGCAAAAGGAGUUGCCCCAGACUGAAGAUGAUGGGUCCCAAAAGGAGAACAGAGUUUUUGGGGAAACGACAGAAAAUGCAAGUAAAGAAGGAAGCAACCUACCUGAGAGAGCUGCUGCAGAGGACUUCAGCUCAAAGGAGGCGCCUGCUUCCAAGGACCUCAAUGAGGAAGCAGAUAAAAGUGCCAGGAGGUCAGAAGAGAACUUGAAGGCUGACACAGAAGAUGAAGACUGCAUCUUGGCUGCAGUAGGUCAGAAGAAGAUGGAACGGCCACGGUACCACACCAGGAGAGCUUCACAAGGAUUGCUUGCCAGCAUCGAGAACUCUGAGCCUGAUGGCUCUGAGACCAAGGAAGAAAGCACAAGGAAGAGAAAAUCUGCAAGACUGAGAAAUAGAAGUGAUUCUCUUGAAGGUAAACUGAAAGAUCUACAGCCAGGAAACAGCAGCCAUGAGGUGUCUUCCCAAGGAAAUGAAACAAAUCUGUUGGAAUCAAACAAGGGUGAGCUGAGCCACGAAACCAGCACAGAUGCUGCCUUGACAUCUGGACCGUGUGGCCUGAAAAGCCAAGGAACUCCCACAGAUGGCAGCAAAGCUGUGGGAUCAGCUGCCUCAGGGGAUUCACCCGAGGCACAGGAUGCAGAUCUGGAACAAAACAAGAGCAAUACCUUGAUGGAAUCAUCUACCACCCCAUCUGUAUCUGAUAAAGAUUUGAAAGCAGCAGAGGAAACCAGACACAUGGAGGAACAAACAAAGAUAGAAGACUGUUCAGCUGUUCUGCCUGGUGAUGUGCCAGGAGCAAAUGCUUCAGGUGCUGAUCUCUCUACUUCAGAGGCACCUCAGGGCCAGCACAAGAGAAGCAGAAGGCUGAAAAGACAAAGGAACUGUGAUUGCUGUGAUAAAAAGCCAAAGCAGCAAGUGAUGUCCGUCACUGAAUCAAAAAAUGAGAACCCUCCUGAGCUGGACAAGCCCCAGACCACCCCAGUUCAGAUGCCUGUAAACACAUCAGCCGUGUCAGGUCAUUCACACCUGGAUGAGAGCUUGUCCAUGGCUCCUUGUGCUAUGAGCACUCCAUUGCAUCCUCCCAAGGAGCCCAGUGAGUUUGACCUGGAAAGAGAGCCAACAUCUGAAGAUCAUCUGCAAGGAAAGGUUGUUAUAGUGGAGGAGGAUCCGGAGGAUUCAGAGUGGGUAGUCGGUGAAAUUACUGAGUCCAUAGUGGAAAUUAAAGAACUGCAUGAUCAGAAUGACCAGCCUGAACAGUGUCUGUCUGAGUGUGCUUCAGACAAGCCUGGGGACAGCUCUCUGGCUGCAGGGGACCAAAGUGAAGAACCAGAAGCUACAGAAAAGAAAGAAGUCAGUCAGAAUGGACAACCGGAGGAGGUUCCUGAGACUCAGAUUGCUUUUAGUGAAAGGGAGGAAAAGCAGAUGAAUGAGCUGGAAAGCAGCUGGGAUGAUAAAGAAGAAGCUGAGAAAGUUGUAGCAAAAACUGUAGUUAUUGAGCACGAGGAUAUAAAGGAGGAAUUAGUGGAAAUUGAAAUUACAGUGCCUGAAAAUGUGGCCUUAGACAAAGAAGGUGCAGCAGCAAAUCAUGUGGAUUCGCCUCAGAAGCCGGAGGAUCCCGAUUCCUUGAGGCUGGUGACUGAGAGCCCCACUGGUGUCCAGGCACGUUGUGUGUGGUCCCCUUCAGCCUCUCCAUCCACUGGCAUCCUAAAGAGAGGUGUGAAAAGGAACCAAGAUGAUGAUUCCCUGUCACCUGCUAAUAAGAUCCGCAGAGUCUCUUUUGCAGACCCAAUUUAUCAAGAAGGACUGGCAGAUGACAUCGACAGGAGAAGCCCAGUCAUCAGGUCCCAUUCUUCACCAUCCUCACGAAGCCUUAAAAUUUUAUCUAAUAUUCAGGUCAAGCAUAUUACCACUCCAACCAAAGGAUUUCUGUCCCCAGGAUCUCGUAACCCUAAAUUUAAGAGCUCAAAGAAGUGUUUAAUUACGGAGAUGGUGAAGGAGGCGCUGCCCAGUGCCUCGGAGUGUGUGUAUCCUGCCCUGGCUGGCUGCAAGGCUCCCGUUGAUGUCAUCUUGCCUCAGAUCACAUCAAACAUAUGUGCCAGAGGCCUGGGACAGCUCAUUCGAGCCAAGAACAUUAAGACUGUGGGUGACCUGAGCACUUUGACAGCACCAGAGAUCAAAACUCUGCCCAUCCGCUCUCCCAAAGUUACCAAUGUUAAAAGAGCUCUCAAAGGAUAUCAUGAGCAACAGGUGAAGUCUCGAGGAUGUGAGGAAAUAAUAGUGCUUGAGGAUGCAGAGAGGCCCAUAAUUAAUGCAGAGGAUAAAGCUCUUUCUGUAGAUGAAGAAAAACUUGCAACAGAUUUGAAUACAAAUGACCAGCCCUCAGGGGACCUCCUGGCCCAGAUUGAUGCCCUUGCUGCUCAGCUGAGCUCUGAGGAUCUUCACAGCUAUUCAGGCAGCCAGCUCUUCGAGAUGCAGGAGAAACUGGUGGGCAUGACAAACUGUAUCAUGAGGAACCUGCGGUCCCGCUGGAAAUCGCCCCCCCAUGACAGCUCUGACUAGACAUGCUGAACAGCAAAGCGAGGAGGAUUUUGUUACAGCUUCCCCCAAACCUGCUUUUCUUACUGCUGAAUUUACUCCUUAAACUGUGCAUUUUGUACUAUAGAAGAUUUUUUUUAAACCCCCAUCAAAGGCAAAAUGUGCUGUGGUUUGUUUCCCCUGUUGCCUUGGGGGGGGGGGGCUCGUUCCCCGCCAGAGGUGUUUGUAGUUCUGUUGCUAUGCAUGUUUCUUUCAGGAUAGGGAAAGAGAACUCGACAUAGUUGUGCAAUAGCAAAGACUUUGAAACCAAACCAGCAGAGUUAGUAAAUUAUUUUUUCAAAUCCCAAGUGUUCUUACUGCUGCAAGCUCUUCCUGUCGGGUGAGAGAUGGAUCCCUCAGCUCUGCUCUCCUGGUGCCUCUGGCUGUUCCCUCCCUCCUUGCUGACACUGACAGAAAGUGGCUCUUUGCAGCUCUGUUUUAUAUUGAGAUAAGUUCCUUGCAGCAGCCAAGGAGCCUGGUGUCUGACAACUGGAUGACUUCUAUUUUUGCAUGUAUUUUUGUAAGGAUCACACUAAGAAGCUGAUAAUGAAACGUACCCUGGUGGGUGCAGAACUUCUCAGGCUUUUCCCCGUGAUCUGUUUGCAGCAGUUCUGUGGAGACAACUUUUUUCCUUGGGGAGAUUAAUGGAUUUGACAAGAGCUCUUUGUAUAAUAUGUACAGACAUAUGAUGGGAAAUGUUGGUUAAUAAUUUAUGAACUUGAGGUUUAAUUGCAUGGAAUGCAUUGCUGCUUCUCAGAGACUUUGGGAGAGAGCUCUUGGGUUUCACUCUGGAAAUCUGAAGUGUAUAUAUUGUACUGUAGCUGUCAAAGUGGACAUUAUUGAAAGGAAUUGCUGCAGGUGGUUUAGACCUUGCACAUGGGCAAAUAAAGCAGCACAUAGUUCCCAAAUUUGCUAAUGUUGUGGUGGUUUUGCGGUUGUUUUUUUUCCCUUCACUCCUCAGCUUUGGAUUCACAAGGUUGGGAGGGACCCUGGAAGGUCCUUGCUGCCACCUUAAGGUAGGAGCAGCUCUUCAGGCACAUGGUAGGGGCUUGGCAAAAGGACUCUCAGUAUUCUUUGCCCUGCUUGUGUAUCUCCUGAAGGAAAUGAAGAGGACAAGGAGGUGU